This is a messenger RNA of Synchiropus splendidus (mandarinfish), 1609 nucleotides long. Its product is annotated as germ cell-specific gene 1-like protein. NCBI's taxonomy places the organism in Eukaryota, Metazoa, Chordata, Actinopteri, Syngnathiformes, Callionymidae. The transcript has 5 exons. Gene Ontology annotation, cellular component: plasma membrane. The coding region runs from base 154 to 1011 and encodes 285 amino acids. The record is from RefSeq and is a predicted model, not a curated record.
CGUUGGCAGACAGAUGUGUCCGCGCUGAGAUGAUGAUGCGCCUCAGUGGACGGUUUUGGAGAGCGCGCUGCGCCAAAUGGAACACUUCCUUCCACCUGAUGCGUUUGGGACUUGACUUCUGAUGAACUUUUUCGUUCUUCUUUUCCGCGGACCAUGAACACAUCCCGCCGAUGCAGGACCCUCCUGUCGGUGGGUUUGAACUUCUUCGCUCUGAUAUUUUCCGUCACCGCGUUCAUCACCACCUACUGGUGUGUAGGUACGCAGAGGGUCCCCAAACCAAAAUGCAGCAAGCUGAGGACGCAUCAGUGCAUCGACUACGGGGUCAACGAGACGGACCCCAACAAGGUGGUCUACAGCUGGGAGACCGGGGACGACCGCUUCCUCUUCAGACAGUUCCACACGGGGAUCUGGUUCUCCUGUGAGGAAAACAUCCACGAUGAAAGUGAGAGAUGCAGAAGCUUCAUUGAUUUGGCGCCAGCCUCAGAGAAAGGGAUGCUGUGGCUCUCGCUGGUGUCAGAGAUGCUCUACAUCGUUCUCCUGGUGGUGGGCUUCAGCCUCAUGUGUCUGGAGUUGGUCCACUCCAGCAACGUCAUCGAUGGACUCAAGCUCAAUGCCUUCGCCGCGGUGUUCACUGUCCUCUCAGGUCUCCUCGGCAUGGUGGCUCAUGUGAUGUACACGCAGGUCUUCCAGGUCACCGUCAGUCUGGGUCCGCCUGACUGGAGGCCGUACAACUGGGACUACGGCUGGUCCUUCUGGUGCGUCAUCGUAUCAGCUAUCAGAAGCGAUUUCCUGGAUCAUGCAUGGCCUGGGCUUCCUUCACCUGCUGCAUGGGCGCAUCGGUCACCACCCUCAACUCCUACACCAAGACUGUCAUUGAAUUCCGGCACAAACGCAAGACUUUUGAGCAAAGCAUCCGAGAGGAGCGUGCCCGCGAGGCUUUCGGAUACUUCAGGGACCAUUCGGUGCACUCCAUUUCUAAAGCGGUGGAGGUCUAUUCCAGUCAGUCCCUGAAAAGCGGAAGGAGGACUCCGAUACCAGGCGACUCCAUGGGCUUAAAUGACAUUCGUGAGUCUUUGGGGGAGGAGCAAUGCUGAGAGAGGCUGUUUGUUCACUCUCCUCUCUGGGACAAAUGUUAGAGUAGUUCCCCAUCCAAACUGGUGGGAGUUUAACUUAAGAUGUAACGUCAGGGCACAAUGUUUGAGCCAUGUGAGAACUUAAACGCUGCCUUACUUCAGUUUACACAACAUCAGCGGAGAGAAGAUUGAUUUCAACUGUUUAAAAUGUGAAAAUAAAUCUGAAUAUUGUCAACUAUGUGCUUUUUAAGAUUUAAGGGUCUGACAGCAGCCGGUUUUGAUUGAACCAAAGAACCAAUGAAGACUGGCGCUUAAACAAUUCGAGACAAAAACUAAAAUAUUUUGCUCUGGCACUGAAGCGCUAACCCGACUUCUGAGAAAGGAAACAGCCAACUGCCUUAAGAGGAAACUGAUCUUAAGCCUGCAGCAUUAAUUUAAUGAAAGUUAAUGGAGGUUUGGAGAAGGUGGAAAGUUUUUGCAGAAAAUCUUGUUGUUUUUCUUCCCGAGAACAAACUCCGGCAUCCUGCAAAUUUCUG